CCAGUGCGCCUCUGACCCACCGUUCGCACGGCCGUCUGCUGCGCGCUCGGAGCGCGGACCCCGGUUGGCACGGUUUUUGCAACCAAGAAGUGAAUUGGAAACCCCUCAUGCCGAGUAUCCCACAGUGGUGCUGAGCACCGAAACAAAGACCCUGCCCUUUUUUAUUGAUUGGGUUUACCAGGACUUUCAAGAAGAUGCCGAAGCUGAACGGGGUGGUUCCAACGUUGCUGGAUGGCCUCCGGGAAAAGUUGGAUCUGUACCUGGCUUGCUCGAAAUGCAGCCUGCAGGAAAAUGAGAUUACGUAUAGUCUGAAGGAGGUGGAACACAAAUGCAUGAUGGAAAUCCUCCUCGCCAGAAAGAAAGGCUCCAAAGGGAAAUCCUGGCGGAAGGUCGGCAGGAGGCCUGGCUUUCCCACACCAGCCAGGUAUGACAUUUGUAGGUAUUACGUCGCAGGCUCAGGCUGCCGAAGGCAUAGGAAUCACUGCACCUUUGCUUGGAGCCGGGAAGAGGUGGUGGUGUGGACGUUUGAAAAGCAGACCGGCAUGGAGAGGCACGUUCUGAAAAUGCUUGUGCGGCAGGCUCAAACCGGCGUUCUUGUGAACGGCCUUUCAAAGCCUGUGAAAGACAGCAGCUCGGAGGAAAUCCGGAGCGAGUUUGGAGGCUAUUUCCAGGAGAUCUGCGGGCUGUGCUUCUAUCAGAGUCCCCCAAAGAUCUCCUCUAAGGACUCGAAUCGGAUCUGUGCCCAACACUGGAAAGCACUUCUGGUCCACGUGAUUACCAACGGCAAGAUGAAGGAGCAAUACACAGAAAUCCGGCCUCGCCCAGCGAACAUAGAGAAACUGAGCUACUGCAUGUUUGUUUCUACCGGGAGGGCGUGCAAGCAUGGGGUAAAGCGGUGCAACUACGCGCAUAGUGAUGUGGAAAUGGCUGUCUGGGAGGCAGAGCAGAAAUGCGGCUUAGCACGUGCAGACCUUCUGCCCCCUUCGGUGGACCGCAAGCAAGAAGAACUCCCCGCGCAGCCUGAAGUCCACUUCUACUGCAAGGUGUGCCUGGUGACCUGUGAUUCUCAGGAGAGCUUCGAGAACCACUGCUCCUCGGUGGAGCACUCACAGAUGAUUGCCACUGACGCCAUGGCCCAGUGGAAACACCGCGCCCCUCCCUACGGCCUGAGGAAGUUUGCACUGUGUGGACGAGGUGAGAUCUGUGAAUACGGGCAGGAUUGCACUAAGGCCCAUUCCACCGAAGAGCUCGAAGAGUGGAUCCAGAGGGCAAAAGUGGCAGAGAAAAAUAAGGAGUCUGCCAGGGAAGGUGGCCUCCUCUCUUACCAGGACCGGCUUCUUGCGGAAUACAGGCAAAGCCACAAUGAAGUCUUAAUCAUUUCGGAACAGAUUGAUGGUGUGACAGUUACCUGCCAGCAGCCGCUACAAGUGCAGUCGGAGGAUAAGAAAAUGCGAUACCAAUGGGUUUUCCAGGUUCAUUCCCAGAAGCCGCUAAUGCACGUGGCUCUGUUGAAGAGAGUCCCUGGAGCCAACUUCUUCCUAGCAGGGAACGGGCUCUCUCGGGGUCUUUCCUACGCCUCAGGAGAAAGAUUCAAGUCCUUGCCUACGUCUCCACCAGUUUCUGAGAUACGGGUGUGCGUGGAGUGCUGUACUUUCGGUGUUUACGAGCAGUGGCUAGUGUUUGACUUUGGCAGCCGUCCGGUGUUGGUCCGAAAGCUGCAAGCGAAGAUUGGCAAAAAAGAAGCCCACUGGCACAUGGAUCCGGCGGCACAGCAAAGCAGCCAAUUUGUGGACUUUGAACGCUGGCACAGUGGCAACCGGGUGGUGGUGCCCAGUGUGCAACGCACCAGCAAGGAGAUGGAACUGCUGGCCAAAUAUAAGAUCCCAUCGCUCUCCCUGGAUUUCCAGCGUGGUGCCGAGGGGAAGACAAUCACCCGCUUCAACUACCGCGAGCAAAUGCACAACUUCCUGUUCAGGGAGGAAGAGGCGGAGCAAGCUCUUAUCACGAAGCUUAGCUUGCAAGUUGCUGCCUCUCUUCAGACGAUGUUGUCGACCCCCAUUGGAGCGCAGUUUGCUCUCCCAGGUGACCUGUAUGCUCACGUCCCCACUCCUUGCGCUGUGACUUACGACUCCAAGGAGGGGUACUUGCUUCACCGCUCCGUCAAAACUGCCUUCCUGGCAUUGGAUCCUCCCACCAACCACCGCGUCUAUGAGGUUACAGUCGAGAGCAAAGCCAUCACCGAGAGGAGCAUCUGGCUUCUGCUCCCCAAGCGUUGCUGCUUCGAGCUGGGCCUCAAAACCGAGACGUCCGCCAAGGUUGAAGUUCAGUUCCAAAUUGACCUGCUCCAGUUUCGGCAGUGGCAUUAUGCCGCAGAUCAGCUCUUGGAUGUGCGGCUGGUCCUGCCUGACGUGGCUGCCUGUUCCAUUCCACGACCUCUUGAGCAGGCGCAGCUGCAGAAUGGCAAUAAGAAACAGAAGCAGGCCUUCUCCUUCAUUACUGGGCAGGCGCUUGGGACCCGGCAAGUGCCCCCCCUCCUGAUCUAUGGGCCUUUCGGGACCGGGAAGACCUUCACCUUGGCCAGGGCCACCCUGGAGAUCAUCAAGCAACCUCAAGCACGUGUCUUGAUUUGCACCCACACCAACAGUGCAGCUGAUAUCUAUAUUCGUGAAUACUUCCACGAGUACGUUAUAUCCGGACACCCGGAGGCCAUCCCGCUCAGGAUAAUGUAUAGUUCAAGGAGCGUAAAACCAACCGACCCCACCACGCUGCAAUAUUGCUGCCUCUCCCCCAACCGAGAUUCCUUUCGCCUCCCUUCCAAGGAAGAACUCCAUCGCCACAAGAUUGUUAUCACCACCGCAAUGCUUUCCCAGGACCUUGGGGUACCUGCUGGGUACUUCAGCCACAUCUUGAUCGAUGAAGCCGCCCAGAUGCUGGAAUGCGAAGCUCUGGUCCCGCUGUCCCUUGCCACUUUGCAGACCCGCAUUGUCCUAGCGGGAGACCAUAUGCAGAUGACCCCGCAGCUCUUCUGCCUGCAAGAGGGAGAGCAGCCGGCGGACCACACGAUCCUGAAUCGUCUCUUCCAGUACUACCAGAAGGAAAAGCAAGAAGUGGCCAGAAAUAGCAGGAUCAUCUUCAACGAGAACUAUCGCUCCGCUGCCAGCAUCAUCGACUUUGUCUCCAGGCACUUCUACGUCAGCAAGAAAGAUGCCAUCCACGCCAUGGGAAAGAUCCCUCCUCACCCGGAGUUCCACCCGCUCAUGUUCUGCCACGUGGCUGGCUCUGCUGAACGGGACAUUUCAAAGACAUCCUGGAUCAACACGUCGGAGAUCAUGCAAGUCAUCGAGAAAGUGCAAGAGAUGAGUGAGAAGUGGCCGGAUGAAUGGGGAAAGCCCGAUCUCAAGAGGAUGUGUGUGGUCUCCUAUGGAAUGCAGGUGAUGGCAAUCCGGCAGGAGCUGAGGAAGAGGCACCUGAGCGAAGUGAUGGUAGAAAGUUACGAGAAUCUACCAGGCAAGGAGUUUCGCUUAAUUAUCAUCAGCAGCGUCCACACCAAGGAAAGUCUCGGUAGCAUCGACUCCCCCAACUUGGCUUUCUUCAACGACGCACGGGUGCUGAACACAAUCAUGACGAGAGCUCAGUCACAGGUCAUUGCUGUGGGAGACGCGGUGGCAUUGUGCUCUUAUGGCCAAUGCAGCAAGGUCUGGAAAAGUUUCAUCAAGGAGUGUAUAGAGAAGGGGACUGUGACUCCCAAGACCCUAACAUUGGAGGAGAUACGGCAAGCUGUGUGCGACAAGGCCGGCUGGAACAGGGAUAGCUCCGAGGCCGAAGAAGCAGAAGAAGAAAGCGACACCAGUUCUUGGUUCUCUAGUGUAGACAGCUUGAAUGUGGACGAUCCCAUCUUGCAGGAACUUUUGGAUGAGAACACUGACAUGGUUGUGACGGUCUCUGACGAAGGGCUGAUGAAUGUAAAGUCCGAGGCAUCUACUCCCCAAAACGGCAGGCAGGGCUAUGUCAACUUCUCGCACCAAAUCAUGACGAACUAUCUGCGCAUGCAGCCUAACUUGUACAAACGCUGCGAGUUCAUCAAGGAGGGUUUCGAUCGAGGUUCAGCCUUCACUUUGGACGAUGACCCGCCCUUGAGUAUCCAGAUCAAAGGCAGGGUUCACUGCGGAAUGGCCUUCACAGGGGACCAGGUCUUGGUGGCCAUCCAGCUGAACCAUGCGGCAACCUCUCCGCUGGAGGGCAAUUUAUACGGGAAAGUGGUUGGUGUCUUGAAGAAAGCUGAGAGGGAACGCACCUUUGUGUGCAUGAUGGACGAGUUUGAUCCUCGUGUCAUGAUCCCCAUCGACCACACGGUCACGAAAAUCUUUGUCCCUGGGCUGAAAGAUUUACCCGACGUCCUUCCCAUCCGCAAACUGGACAAAGGGGGGAAGAUUCGGCUGCAGAAAUGCAAGAAGAUAUCUCAGGAACUUAAGAAGAAAAGUCUUUUUGUUGUCCAAGUCAUCAACUGGCGGGAAGGCUUUUAUUACCCUCUGGGAAUUGUGACGGAAUUGCUGCCCAUGGCUUCGACACGGGAUGAAGGGCUGCGGAUCCUUGGCAUAGAAUACGGUCUCAAAAACCAAUACUCGGCUUCUGUGAAUAACGAGGUGGCCCAAUUCACCUCUGGGAAAUUCACAACUAUGAAAAGUAAUCGUAAAGACUGCCGGGGCUACCUUACCUUCACUGUUGACCCCCUGGGUGCUAGAGAUCUGGACGAUGCCAUCAGCAUCAGAGAUUUGGGUGAUAAAUACGAGAUUGGGAUCCACAUUGCCGAUGUGGCAUCCGUGAUUCCCAAAGGUUGCGCUCUAGAUACAGAAGCCAAGAACCGAGGUGCCACUUUUUACACUCCUGGGAAGGAGCCGGUGUGCAUGCUCCCAUCUCAGCUCAGUCAAGACCUCUGCAGUCUCCUUCCACAGAAAGACCGGCCUGUGAUCUCCCUCUUUGUUUUGGUGACCAAGACAUCUGACAAUGUAGUGGAUAUUCAGUUUAAUGUGUCCACCAUCUGUUCAGAUCGGCAGCUGACCUACGAGGAGGCGGAGGGCAUCAUUAAGAGCCAUUAUCGAGCAGAAGCACCGUCGCUUUGCUUUGACACCCUGGAAGAUUGUGUCGCGGUGGCGUACCAUUUCUCCCGAGCUCACCGGUUAGCCAGGCUCCAUGAAGACUGUUACUAUCAUCAACUGGAUGAAGACAGCUCCCUGGGCCAAAGAUGUUCUCACCAGAUGGUGGAGGAGUUCAUGGUCAUGUUCAACAGCUUUGUUGGGGAGUUCCUCACCACUAAAGACCCCACCAGAAGCUUAACUCCAGUGCGGUGCCAGAGUGAACCCAUCCCACAGCAGCUGGCUCAGAUGAGCAACAAAUACAAAGAUAUAAUCCCCCUGUCCAUCCAUCUCUCACACCAUCUGGGAGUUCAGACCUCUGGGGUCCAACGAAGGGUUGAUAAUAAGUUUGUUCUCCUGACUCCUCUGUGGGAUCAUCUGAAGUCAGCUGCCAAGGCCCACGAUUUCCCCAAGAUGCUUGAUCUUAUAACGACAGAUGAUAUCCACCCGAAACUGGCCCCUGUGAACUUGGAAUUUCGAAAGCUCCUGAGCCGUUCCUAUUUCAUUCGUUCCAACUCGGACGCCCAGUCCAAAGUAGGCCACUAUUCCUUGCAUGUGGACACUUACACGUGGGCUUCCUCUCCCAUCCGGCGCUACUUGGAUGUCGUGGUCCAGCGGCACAUUCUUUCUGUGCUCCUGAAGAACCCCGUGUUGUACUCCUCGGUAGACAUUGAGCUCCUUUGCCAUGACUUCAACCGGAAGCAUGGAAUGGCGGUAGCCUAUGAGAGGAAGGCGCAUUCUUUGGAAAUGGCGGCUCAGUUGAAGCGUCAAGUCCAGCAGAAGAUGGCUUUUGUGAUGCAUCUCGACGGGAUGGCCAAGAACUUCAAGGCCUUGUUUCCACUGAAUAGGGACACCCUUCCAGAUCCUCAUCUCAUCAACUACAGAGCUCUCCAGUUGGUAGAGCAGCCGUUUUUAAUUGAGGAGCGGAACAGUAUGAAGCUCACAUGGAAGAGAAGAAUCUACUCUCUAAGUACCAGCAAGGAAUGCAUCCCUAAAUCAUCAAUGCUGCGAGACAAUAGCGUCACCCUCUUCAGCACUGAAGUCUGGGGUGAUGUGCUAGAGGCUAUCAGAAACAAAGAUUAUGUGAAGGUGGCGUCUCUUCUUGAGACAGGCCUCAGCAAGCAAUUUAGAAAUGUGGGGAGGAUGGCGAGAAGCAGGUGCUCGCAUUAUGUAGAACUGUCCCUGGAGCUCAGUGCCGGAGACGUCUUGCGCUUUCAGCUCACGACAGGUGCCCAGCGGGGUUUCUUGGUGCCAUGUGUGCAACUGUGGACUGUGGCGCCAGGCUUUGAUGUGUGUCUGGAGCACACUGAGAAACCCAUCGACUGCUUUUCCAAAUACGCCACACAGGCUUCCAGGAAGCAAUAUAAGGACACCUCAGAGUACCGCAAAGUGUGGUUGCCUCUCUGCGACAUGGAAUCUGCUUCGUGCGCCGUGUCUGAAAAUGACCCAAUUGUCCUGUACGACGUCCUGAUACGCUGGGAGAAGCAGAGGACAAAGAAAGGUCAGCUCCAGGGGACGUUUUCCUUGACCAAAGAGUUCAUCAAGAAGUGUGCCAUUGAAGAAGAUUUCAGUCACCUCUACAUGUGUAUCCGCCUCGAAGGCCUGAAGCUCAACAAAUGCCAGAAUGACGAGGAGUCCCUUAGCCUCAGUCUCCAAAAUCUCUGUUUGACCAAGGAAAAUGCCGAGACUGGCAAAGUCAUGGUUGAUCCAGAUACGUACACUUGGGUGGCCCAUGGGCGUACCGAGGCAUUUGAGGACAAUGAGAAAUCUGAUCAGCGUGGUAAGCUGUUCGUGCGCUUCUACAUCAAUUUUAUGUCCAUGGAAAACAUCCCUGUUGAGAUCACCCAGAAUUACUGCACGUUCACCGUCGAGCUGAUUCCCAAGUCACUGCCGGAUAUCCGGAAAGAGGAAGCCCUUUGGAAACUGACACACGCGACUGAACUUGCGAAAAGCAUAGCGCUCGGCACGGAAAUUCCUAAGCAAAAAACUCAGAAAUCCAAACUCUUGACACGCAAAAGCUUUGAUCUUCCGGGAAGCCUACGGCGACUCAACCCUAGCCAAAACCAUGCCAUUUGGGAGGCGCUGAACUGCCCGUUUACGCUCAUCCAAGGGCCACCAGGGACUGGGAAGACUGUAGUCGGUUUUCACAUCGUUUACUGGUUCCACCAGCUGAAUCAGGAGCGAAAAGAGGACCCCAUCCAGGAGAGCAAAGAGAAAGGCUCCGCCCAGGAGAGUAAAGAGAGCGAAUUCACCCUGGACGACCCGGACAAAGCACGGAACCACAUUCUGUACUGCGGGCCCUCGAACAAGUCUGUUGACGUUGUUGCUGAGAUGCUGUUGAAGAGGAAAGAGUUGAGGCCCCUAAGGGUAUAUGGAGAGAGUGUAGAAACUAUGGAUUAUCCCUACCCUGGGUGUAGCUUGCAUAUCUCUCGGAAAGCAACGCGGGACUUAAAAUCCAAGCCAGAAAUCAGGGAUAUCACUUUGCACCAUCGGAUCCGACAACACACAAAUCCUCUUGGACCAGAAAUCUGCGCGUUUGAUGCACGUGUGAAAAACAGAGAGGCGAUCACAGAGGAGGAGAUUCAGAAGUACAAACGUCUUCUCGCCGCAGCCCGCAGAUAUGAGCUGCAGCACCACGACGUCAUCCUCUGCACAUGUUGUGCCUCCUGUGCCAACUACAUGACCAGCACUUUGUGCGUCAGGCAGGUGCUGGUCGACGAAUGCGCCAUGUCUACCGAGCCGGAGACACUCAUCCCACUCGUUAGCUUUAAGAACGUGGAGAAGGUGGUCCUGCUGGGGGAUCAUAAACAGCUGCGGCCCGUUGUCCACAACGAGUACUGCAAGACUUUGGGACUGGAGACCUCCCUCUUUGAGCGGUACAAAGAUCAGGCCUUGAUGUUAGACAUCCAGUAUCGCAUGCACAGAGAGAUCUGCCGGUUCCCAUCCAUCACGUUUUAUGGCGGCAGACUGAAGACUGGCCCCGACCUCGUCCGGCAGCCCAGCGUUCUCUUCCACAAUGGUAACAACUGCUGCGCCAUAAUCUUCGGCCACAUUGAAGGAAAAGAGAAGAGCCUCAUGGUCUCGACAGAGGACGGGAACGAGAACUCCAGGGCCAACCUCGAAGAAGCAGAGCAGGUGGUGAGGAUAACAAAACAGUUGACUCUGGACGGGACCACCAAACCUGCGCACAUUGCUGUCCUAACCCCUUACAACGCCCAGGUAGUCGAGAUCAAGAAACUGCUUUCCAAAGAGAGGCUGCAAGACGUGACUGUCUGCACCAUCAUGAAAAGUCAAGGCAACGAAUGGAAGUAUGUGAUCGUGUCCACCGUACGGUCCUGCUCCCGGUCAGCUAUUGACGAAAGGCCCACAAUAAGCUGGCAGAAGAAGUAUUUAGGGUUUGUGACCGACCCAAACCAGAUCAACGUCUGCAUCACCCGGGCACAGGAGGGGCUCUGCAUUAUUGGCAACCGUCACCUCCUCGAAAGCAACCCCUUGUGGCGAAGACUUGUGCAACAUUACCGGGCCCAGAGAUGUCUCACCUUCGCAACCGCAAUCCAAGUUCGGAAGAAGCUGGCUGCUCGCAGAUGAGGACGCAGUGCCGACUGGGCAAACCCUAGCACAUUCCUAAUGUUCCUUGUCUUGCUUUCUUGGCCUCUUUCUACCUUUUUAAAGAACACCCAAGAACUGCUGUGGUGCACCACCUAAAUCUGUUAUGGCAGUGUGCUGUGAGCAGCCUCACACAAAGAACUUUGAACCUGAAUUUGGGGACCAUGCCACGUAGAUGGUGUGCCGCCAGUGGUCCAGGUAGCAUUAUGUAGCACCACAUGCGAGGGCUGGGGAGCAUUGAUUCAGGCUUCCUUUCCUUUCUUACUAGUGCUUCCUGCUGGAGUACACCAGUGGCAAAACCACUGCAAAGCACUGGGAACUACAUCUGCACUGUACAGUGGCAACCACUGUAUUAUGAGAUUUAAUUAUGAGAUUUGAUGAAUUCCUUUUCUUACAUUCCUCUUUAUGUUUCUGGAUGCAUCCUUUCUAGAAGAAAAAUAUUCACAUGUGGAGGCCAAAGUUUUGGGGUGUUUUGUGGAAUUCCCAGCCUGGCAUUCAGGGAAAAUACAUCUUAACUUAGCUUGGGUUUGUUGACCAAAAGGACAUCUUGAGAAACUAAAUGAUGGCCUGCGAAGGACAUUUAGGAGAAUACCAGCUAUGGCGGAACCAAAGGCUUGAAGCUGAUUUUAUCCCAUUCUUGAAGCUGAUUUUAUCCCAUGCUUGAAGCUGAUUUUAUCCCAUGGAUCCUGUCUCAUUCUAUAGUGGAAGACGCGCACAUGGCAUAUGAAGCAUGAACAUUUUCCAGCACGGCGCUGAAAAGUCUAUAAAGGAGACUUAGCCAUAGAUGAGUUUAUUUUUAUAUAAGAAGACUGUUUUUAUCUUUUAAACGAGGGUUAUCUUGGCCAUGGAAUGUAAAUGGUUCAGGGUAGCCUCAGUCCAAGGAAUAUUUUCUACUUUUUAAAAAAUAUUUUUAAAAGGUGUCAUUCUGAACUUUUAUUUGAAAGCGUUUCCAUUUGGCAAGGAUAUAUUGUGGGUUUGUUCUUUUAAAAGACAAUUGUGGCUUGAGCACCAGGUUUGCUUCUCCAAAGAGAGAUUGGGUUGGCUUGAAGCAAGCCAACCUUUUCUCUCGUGGUGAUCCCUGAGUUGGUUAUGGUGACCGUUACCCCCCUCUACAGAUUACGGGAGCAGAAGAAGAUUACACAUGGGCCUACACGGCUGCUAGUGUAUAAGCUGAGAUGGUGAUUUUCAGCCCAUGAGUCAAGAACCUCUAGUGGGUCAUGAACCCCAUAGAUGAGCCUGAGAGCGGGACCACAAGUGACGCCUGACACAGGUUGGACACUUGUCGGCUCCCCUCAAGUUUUGAUGGGAAAUGUAGGCGUCCUGGUCUUGCAGCUUGGCUCUCCGACUGCUGUCCAACGGACUUUUCAACUGUCACUUGUCCAACAUUCCGCCAAGCUGCCUACAUUUCCCAUCAAAACUUGAGGGAAGCUGGCAAGUGUCCAACCUGUGUCAGACAUCACUUGUGGUUCCGCUCUGAGGCAUGGCUUGCAUUUCCUGCCUUGAGAUUGCUUGGUGUGCUAUCCAUGGUCCUGGUUUGUCUCUGCCUCUUCCUGUGCUGCGCCUCUGCUGUCAUGUGACUUCCUGUCAUGUGUUUGAAGCCCUGCAUUGCUGCUUGGAGGGUGUGGGUGAAAGAUAGGUCCUAGUUCUGGGAAAAUUGAGGUCCGCUGACCCGGUAUAACCAGCACUGGCUAUCUGGAUAUCAAAAUAGUAAAGAGUCCAGUAGCACCUUUAAGACUAACCAGCUUGAUUGAAGCAUAAGCUUUCGAGAAUCACAGCUCCCUUCAUCAGAUGCAACUUUAUUGUAGCAUAAACUUUCGAGAAUCACAGCUCUCUUUGUCAGAUGCAACAUUAUUGUAGCAUAAGCUUUCGAGAAUCACAGUUCUUUUUGUCAGAUGUGAUUCUCGAAAGCUUAUGCUACAAUAAAGUUGGUUAGUCUUAAAGGUGCCACUGGACUCUUUACUAUUUUGCGACUAAAGACUAACACGGCUAAUUCUGGAUCUAUCUGGGUAUCGACACCUUUGUUAGUUGUGGUUUAUAGUCUCCUGUGCUACAGGCUUUUGUGUCCAGGACAGCGGAUCUGUGUGGAUUGCACUGUUUCUAUGUGGGUUGUGAGCCGCACUGGCAUGCACCUGAAAUAUUGGAGACAAGGGGAGGCGCACGUGUGGUCUCAUUCUGCUCUGAGUAUACUAAGUGCUUGUCUAAUAUUGCUUCAUGAAAUUCAGUGAUUGGAAUUUCCAGAGAUCCGGUGUGUGUUUGUGUGUGUCAAUUCUUAGCUUCUUCCUAGCCCAGAUGCUAGAUUCAGUACACAGUAAUCCAUGACAUAUCCAUUUAAAACUACGAGGACCACAAGGGCAAAUUGAGCCAAAUGUUUGCACUAAGACAAUGCUGCUGAACAUUUUCCUAGGAGCAUGGGAACACGCGAGAAGGAGGCUGGCAACUGUGGUCUUACUGCGACUCUGCGUCGACGGCUUUGUGCAGAUUUAUACUUUUGUAGCUGCUUUUUCGUAGCAUUUGGGAGGGGAGGGGGCAGAAGCAUCUCAGAAUCCCAGCCUCAGUUUUAGGCGUGCUUAAUUUUAGUGCAAUAGGGAGCGUACUGUGAAAACUAGAAAAUGUGUGUCUUUUUCUUUGGGCUGGGGUUUUCCUCCCUGGAAAUCGAAACUUAUUAUCAAGGAUCUUGAACAAGACAAGGCAAUUCUUUUCCACUGUUCUACCUCAGUGUUUUUAAGUAUGGCAGUGCUGCGUACUUGGUCCUUUUUCAAGAUUUGCUGCCCCCCCCGCCCCCCAAUACUUGUGUCACUUUGCUGUGGGACGUAUUUUGGGCAGCAGAGAUGACUCUGUUGUUUAAGUCUCUGUGCUCUCUGUUUAAACACCAGCGAAACUCUUGGGUCUGCAGGUCAGGCGCCUGCAAUUUUUUUAUUCGCCCUUCUACCAAAGCAUGCCUACUCUGUAAACCAUGUGUAUCCCUAAAAAAAUUAGUUAGAAGCAGCUUUUUUAAAGUUUCCUGGCCUGGUUGCCUGGAGUUGAGCAUUACUCACCGUAAGCGAACAGGCAAUAGAAUUUUCAGAAUUGUGUGAUAUGAAAAAUGGCCCCAGCCACACUGUAGUUUCAGGACCCAGGGCUUGCAAUUAACCUUUCCUUUUUAGAGAGUCUGUUGAUAUUGAAAUAGCCAUGUUCUCAGAUGCUGCCUUCUCCGGUGUACUCAUUCUUCUAAACAAAAGACUUGUUCAAUGUAGAAAUGUAAACCUGUUAUUUUAUAAAAGACAUGUAAAGGCAGGGGCAAUUUUCAAAGCUAUUUUUAGUGCAAUAACGUUCAGAUGCAAAUGACGAGCACGGCCAAGCAGGGAGUUCUCCUGUUUGAAGGAGACCCUGCUCUUGUGUAGGCCCACGAAAGAUCACACAGCUGGAGCAUACUGAAAAUGUUGAUUGUGUAUGAAACGGACUAAAGAUUUUGGACUGUAAUUGGUUGUGUGUCUUUUUUUUUAAAGCUGUCAUUAAUCAUGGAUUUUGAUUCUCUGCAUUUUAGCUUUGGUUUUUGGGAUAGAUAUACUGGUGGUUUAAAAAAAAAUGAAUUCAUACGUAAGCUGCUUUGGCUGGACCAAGGUGGGGGGGGGGCUGAUUCGUUAAGAGGAUUAUAGCUACCAUCCCUGAGCAGUGCAGAAGGUAGGAGAUUUGGACACUUUGUCCGAGGGAGGGGGGCAGAGGUGAUGACAAUAAGGUUGCCAGCUCCAGGUUGGGAAAUUCCUGGAGAUUUGGGGGUGGAGCCUGGAAAGGGUGGGGUUUGGGUAGGGGAAGGACUUCAGCUGAGUAUAAUGCUGUAGUGUCCACCUUCCAAAGAAGCCAUUUUCUCCAGGGGAACUGAUCUCAGUGGCCUGGAGAUCAGCUGUAAUUCCGGGAGAUCUCCAGCCACCACCUGGAGGCUGGCAACCCUAGGUGACAAAGAUACUGGGUGAUUAUUUCCUUCGGCAACACUCCGGGGUGGUAGCUGUAGCUCUCCCAGUGAAACCCCAUGUGAACUGCCUCUGUUAGAACCUCUUUUAUGAGCCAACAUACAGGAGAGGCGUUUGGUUUUAAAUUAAGUUUUGUAUAGAUUGUAUAAAUCAUGACUUCUUGUAUUCUAUUUUUUCAAUGUUUCUAUGAAUCUCAACAUUCCUCUUCAAUUAAGAAUGGUAAAGAUGAUCGUAUUGCACAAAAUAAAAAUCUUUUAUGGUGAUAUUAA
Eublepharis macularius is the source of this 12954-nucleotide messenger RNA. RefSeq names its product helicase with zinc finger 2 (gene HELZ2). The record is from RefSeq and is a predicted model, not a curated record. Gene Ontology annotation, molecular function: RNA binding; 5'-3' DNA helicase activity; metal ion binding. Lineage: Eukaryota; Metazoa; Chordata; Lepidosauria; Squamata; Eublepharidae.